Messenger RNA from Psylliodes chrysocephalus, 765 nucleotides. Lineage: Eukaryota; Metazoa; Arthropoda; Insecta; Coleoptera; Chrysomelidae. The record is from the annotation of a GenBank genome assembly.
AUGUUGGAAAGAUUUGUGGAAUUAGAAGAGAGCCUACGGUCGACAAUAGGACUUCUAGAUAUUGCAUUUCCUUCACUUUCUGCUGAAGAAUGGGUAAUCCUAAAGGAACUCUGCCUAAUACUUGAACCGUUUGAAAAUGCUACUAAAUGUGUAAGUGGUGAGCAGUACAUUUCGGCAUCAUUGGUUAUAGUUUUAACGCGAGGUCUUCUUAAUGUUUGUGAUAAAUUUUUAAUCGACAAUUUUAACAUCUUAAGCAUAGAUAUUAUAAACUGUUUACAAAACGGUAUUCGUUCCAGAUUAGGAAAUAUUGAAUAUAGCAAUACGCUUGCUAUUUCUACUUUCUUAGAUCCCCGUUUUAAAGAAUUCGGAUUUAAAAAUAUUGACGCAGUUGAAAAAAUAAAGAAAACUGUUAUUGCCGCGCUAACUGAAAAUAUAAAUAAUAAUAAUAAAACUAAUGAAACCAUUUUAGAAACGCAAACACCAAUAGAAAGCGAUAUCGCAUCUUCGGCACCCCCGCAUAAUAACGGUAGUGCUAAUAAAUCUAAAUUAUACUCCCUGUGGGCCUCGCUUGACGAGAGUGUGUCAAAUUUCAGGCCCAAACACACUGGUAACUCCAGAGCCAUUAUGGAAGUUCAAAGAUAUGUGGAGGACGAGGUGCUGGGCCGGAACUUCCCAGGCGAUCUGUCCCUCAAUAUGCUUGCAGAGAUUAUUGAUCCUCUUAUAAACUCAGGAGCUAGAAACAAACUGAUGCAGAAGGUAAUUUAG